GAUGAUGGCGUUCGCUGAUUCUGGGAUUCGUAAGCAGUCAGAGCGAAUCACCAUAGGAUUGUGGAAUCACUGUGUGUGGGAUCUGCCCUUUAAAACUAAUCAAGAACGAAAAUUGAUAGAUCCCAAAAUGAAUUUUCAGAGUGUUUGCAUCAUUUUGCUUCUGUUGGUCGCUGGGUCCUGGGCCUACAAUCCAUAUUUUUGCGACGAUGAGCCCGCUCAAAAGGGACCGUGCAAGGCACUGCUUUUUAUGUGGCGUUUCAACAAGCAGCAACAAAGGUGCGAGCCUUUUGACUUCGGAGGAUGUACUAAAUCAAAAAAUUUAUUCGGUAAUGAGUCGGACUGCAAAAGGGAGUGUCUGCCUGAAUCGAGUAAAUAGAGUAAAUAGAAACAUUUAAUGCCCUCUGAGGGCGACCGUCAAAAUAAAAGUUUCCAGCUGCCGUAAA
Drosophila yakuba is the source of this 443-nucleotide messenger RNA. RefSeq names its product kunitz-type serine protease inhibitor vestiginin-1. Bases 2 to 376 code for a protein of 124 amino acids. Gene Ontology annotation, molecular function: serine-type endopeptidase inhibitor activity. NCBI's taxonomy places the organism in Eukaryota, Metazoa, Arthropoda, Insecta, Diptera, Drosophilidae. The record is from RefSeq and is a predicted model, not a curated record. The transcript has 3 exons.